Tripterygium wilfordii is the source of this 3480-nucleotide messenger RNA. Its product is annotated as beta-adaptin-like protein A. NCBI's taxonomy places the organism in Eukaryota, Viridiplantae, Streptophyta, Magnoliopsida, Celastrales, Celastraceae. Bases 44 to 3181 code for a protein of 1045 amino acids. The record is from RefSeq and is a predicted model, not a curated record. The transcript has 13 exons. Gene Ontology annotation, biological process: intracellular protein transport; auxin biosynthetic process; vesicle-mediated transport. Gene Ontology annotation, molecular function: clathrin binding; flavin adenine dinucleotide binding; N,N-dimethylaniline monooxygenase activity. Gene Ontology annotation, cellular component: membrane coat; clathrin adaptor complex.
ACAAGACCCGUUUAAAAAGAAACAGUACUGGUCGAUCUGUGUUAUGGAGUAUUUGAGAGAGAUAGAAGGAAAGAAAGCUCAUGAUCCUAUGUUCAAUCAUAGAAUAAUGAACAACGAAUCCUCUUCACGUUGUUUAUAUGUUCCGGGGCCGGUGAUCGUGGGGGCGGGGCCGUCAGGGCUGGCCGUUGCGGCCUGUUUGAAAGAAAAAGGUGUGCCAAGUGUAGUACUAGAGAGAUCUAAUUGCAUAGCAUCUUUAUGGCAGCUCAAGACCUACGAUCGACUCCGCCUUCACUUGCCUAAGCAAUUUUGUGAGCUUCCUCUCAUGGGGUUUCCUAGUGAUUUCCCAACAUACCCUACAAAGCAACAAUUUAUUGAUUACUUAGAAGCUUAUGCAACAAAAUUUGAUAUUAGGCCACGGUUCAAUGAGACUGUGUCGAGGGCGGCAUUCGAUAGGACGCUCGGGUUCUGGCGCGUCAGGAGUGUGGGGUUGAAAGGGAAGAAGGAGACGGAGUACGUGUGCCGGUGGUUGGUGGUGGCGACGGGGGAGAAUGCGGAGGCGGUGGUGCCAGAGAUUGAAGGAAUGGAGGAGUUUGGAGCGGAUAUAAGGCACACAAGUUUAUAUAGGAGUGGAGAAGAGUAUAGAGGGAAAAAGGUUUUGGUUGUUGGUUGUGGGAAUUCAGGAAUGGAGGUUUGCUUGGAUCUUUGCAAUCAUAAUGGUAGUCCUUCACUUGUGGUUAGAGAUACAGUGCACGUCCUACCACGAGAGAUGCUAGGGAAACCAACUUUCGGGCUGUCCAUGUGGUUGCUAAAGUGGCUGCCCAUGAGAGUUGUCGAUGGGUUCCUGCUUGUAGUAUCAUGGCUCAUGCUGGGUGACACGGCUCGCUUUGGAUUGGUCCGACCUCGCUUGGGUCCCCUCCAACUCAAAAACUUGUCUGGUAAGACCCCUGUUUUAGAUGUUGGUACACUUACCAAGAUCAAAACUGGAGAUAUUAAGGUGUGUCCAGGGGUUAAGCAACUAAAGCAUCACGCCGUGGAGUUUGUUGAUGGAAGAACAGACAACUUUGAUGCUAUUAUCUUGGCAACGGGUUACAAAAGCAAUGUACCCUAUUGGUUAAAGGUGGUGCUAAAAUUAUAUCAUAUAUCAUCUUCAACGUGUGUGGAUGCAGACUUUCUAGCUACACUGAAGCAUUUGAUGCUUAAUGAUUCAGAUACUCAGGUAGUUGCAAACUGUUUAUCAGCACUACAAGAGAUUUGGAGCGCUGAGGCAAGCACCUCCGAGGAAGCAUCCAGGGAGAGAGAAGCUCUGAUUAGCAAGCCAGUCAUAUACUACUUUUUGAAUCGGAUUAAGGGAUUUAGUGAAUGGGGACAAUGUCUUGUGCUUGAAUUGGUUGGUAAAUAUGUACUCUCAGACGGCAAUGAGAUAUUUGAUAUCAUGAAUCUCCUGGAAGAUAGACUACAGCAUGCAAACGGUGCUGUGGUCUUAGCCACCAUUAAACUGUUUCUGCAGUUAACCUUGUCCAUGACUGAUGUUCAUCAGCAGGUAUAUGAACGCAUUAAGUCCCCUUUGCUAACCUUAGUGAGUUCAGGAAGUCCGGAGCAAUCAUAUGCAGUUUUAAGUCAUCUGCACGUCUUGGUGAUGCGUGCACCAUACAUAUUUUCUUCUGACUACAAACACUUCUAUUGUCAGUAUAAUGAGCCAUCUUAUGUUAAAAAGUUAAAGCUUGAAAUGCUUACUGCAGUGGCAAAUGAGAACAACACUUAUGAAAUUGUGACGGAAUUAUGUGAAUAUGCUGCAAAUGUUGAUAUUCCCAUUGCAAGAGAGUCUAUUCGGGCUGUAGGAAAAAUAGCACUGCAGCAGUAUGAUGUGAAUGCAAUUGUUGAUAGGCUUCUUCAGUUUCUAGAGAUGGAAAAGGACUAUGUGACUGCUGAAGCUCUGGUACUUGUAAAAGAUCUGCUGAGGAAAUAUCCACAAUGGAGUCAUGACUGUAUUGCAGUUGUUGGAAAUAUCAGCAGCAAGAAUGUAGAGGAACCCAAGGCCAAAGCAGCUCUUAUCUGGAUGUUGGGGGAAUAUUCUCAGGACAUGCAAGAUGCUCCUUAUAUUUUAGAGAGUUUAGUUGAGAAUUGGGAUGAGGAGCAUUCUGCUGAGGUUCGCUUACAUCUUCUAACAGCAGUGAUGAAGUGUUUUUUCAAGAGGCCACCUGAGACCCAGAAAGCCUUAGGAGCUGCAUUAGCUGCUGGUCUUGCUGAUUUUCACCAGGAUGUUCAUGAUAGAGGCUUAUUCUACUACAGGGUGUUGCAAUAUGAUGUCUCUGUUGCUGAACGAGUGGUCAACCCUCCAAAGCAGGCUGUUUCUGUCUUUGCUGAUACUCAGAGCAGCGAGAUCAAAGACCGCAUAUUUGAUGAAUUUAACAGUUUAUCAGUUGUAUACCAUAAGCCAUCUUACAUGUUCACUGAUAAGGAACACCGGGGUGUAUUUGAGUUUUCUGAUGAGCUUGGAAGUUUGUCUGUUGGGGCUGAAUCUGCCGACAACAUUGUUCCAGUACCAAGGGUCGAAGCAAAUGACAAGGAUCUUCUCCUCAGUACUGCAGAGAAGGAAGAAAAUAGAGGUGUUAGCAUCAAUGACUCUGCUUAUAAUGCUCCUUCAUAUGAUGGGUCAUCCACAGCUACCGCUGCAUUGCAAAUGCAAUCAUUGGCAAUAUCAAACCCUGCAGUACCAGGGCAUACACCUCAGGCUAGUUUGGCCAUAGACGAUCUACUAGGUUUAGGUGUACCGGAAACACCUGCACCUGCACCUGCUCCUUCACCACCCGUUCUGAAGCUAAAUCCAAAAGCCACUUUGGAUCCAGGCACUUUUCAGCAAAAAUGGCGCCAAAUGCCGAUCGCUUUAUCUCAGGAGUGUUCGUUGAGUCCCCAAGGAGCUGCCAAAUUGACGACACCUCAAGUUCUCUUGCGACACAUGCAAGGCAAUUCCAUCCACUGCAUUGCAUCUGGCGGUCAAUCACCUAACUUUAAGUUCUUUUUCUUUGCACAGAAGGCUCAAGAACCAUCUAAUUUUCUUGUGGAGUGCAAGAUCAACACAUCAUCUGGCCAAGCUCAAAUGAAUAUCAAAGCUGAUGAUCUAAGUACAUCCCAGGUCUUUUCAGCUUUGAUCCAAUCGGCCUUGUCCAAAUUUGGUAUGUAAGAAUCAGCCCAGUUGGGGUACGCAUAGCAGGUCAUCAAGGAAAUAGGCAUUCCUCGUUUCUCUACGUUCCCCUCCACCCCCCGACCCGAUGAAAACUUCCAUCUAGUGGGAAGGAAUGACUGGAUGUUUUUGUAAGUAUGACUAGUGGAACCGUUUAUUUUCAGUCAUAAUAGGUUUCCUUAAGAGUGUGUUUGCAUUGAGGGAUUUGGAGGGAAGAGAACGGAAGGGAAAUAGAGUUUCCUUUCCAAUUCCCUUGUUUGAAUAUUUUAUUAAAAAUUAAAGGGAGGGAUUUGAGGGGA